Molecule: messenger RNA, 426 nt
Organism: Nezara viridula (southern green stink bug)
Lineage: Eukaryota; Metazoa; Arthropoda; Insecta; Hemiptera; Pentatomidae
Source: the annotation of a GenBank genome assembly
AUGCCUUUUAGACCUGACUGCCUGACUUUUUUUUUCAAGGAAUUAUGGUGCAGAUCCCAAGAUGAUAAUUGUUUGUUGUUAAACUCCAUUCUUCAAGUUUGUGAAAGGACGUCAUUUGUGAGCUCCCUGACUCCUCCAACGACCGUGAUCCUCCUGGAAGACGAGAGGUUUCGUUAUAUUAUCCCGAGAGGGGCUAAGCCAGCGGCGCCCCCUGCCGGCACGACCAGUCCCUACAAGGUCAUUGAAUUCCGUCCCUUUUGUUUUUAUUCGACGCCGGGUGGAACGAGUUCCCUAUUUAUAGUAUUUCCUGUGCGUACCUCACGUUCCCGGUUCGCAUUCCCGGCAUACCUCCCUUAUCCUGAUCUCCGCUCCCCACCGUCUCCCGUCCCUCGCGGAAUUCAGCUCUCUACUAUACUCUCCUCUUAA